AUGCCGAUACGUGUGAGAUCGCACGCCGCUUUGAUAACCGUGGUUGCCCUCAUUGCUGUGGCGUCGCGAGGCGUUCUCUCCCAACAGAAGCCGACUGAGUUGACCUUUCCGCUUCAAGUAUCGAUUCCCUCGUCAGACCCGCAAAACCUGCAGGAUCUCGUUCUUCUAGCACCGCGGAGCUCGCAGGAUGAUCGCAUCCAGAUCCGCGACGCAGCCGCCACAGUGGACGCGUCUGCGACCCCAGUUCCGCGCCGCUACACGGAAGAUCUUGUUUCGGCAAACGCAUCGCCGUCAGACGAGGCCGACGCGUAUCACGGCGCGAUAAGCGAUCACGCGAAGGAGGAUUUCGUGACGGAGCUGUCAGAUCCAGAGACAGGCAUGCCUCAAUCGGCGUCGUUCAGCAAUCUACAAUCACCCGCUUCACCAGUAGCAGCAACAGCUGGAGAAGAUAGUAACCAUGGCGAACCGGAGCCAUUGGCGGUAGCAGUCCAACCAGGCCAGCCCACCUCCGGUGACAUAUCUUCAUCUGCGGAGAAAAGGGGUUGGAUCGGCAGACCUGUGGAAGUCUCUCCGACUGUGAUCACUACCUCUGCCUCUGCCUCGUCGGAAGUACCGCUGACCGUCGCCUCUCUUGCUGCUCCUCUCACGACCGUUCCUGCACGAAGCAUCUCAACAUCAGGCGCCGUUUCUCCUUCUCUACACUCCGCAACCUUCCCUCAACCUUCAUUUGAGCCGACCCCGCAAGUUUCCGCGCAAUCAACGUCUGCUCCGCUCACUUUCGUCCGCCUCCCCGCCACCUCUGCGCAGUCCGCGUCAUCAUCCAGUCCCUCCUCUCCGCCACCUUUAGUCAGCGUUUUCGACCCGCGGGCAUUCGGCGCCGCGGGGAACGGCGUUAAGGACGACACCGCAGCUCUCAACGCCGCGUUCGCCGCUGCGUGCGCGUAUCGCGCACCCGUUCCCGCACCCCGUGGCCGAGCGGCUCGACCCACCGCGCCGACGCCUUCCUCUCCCAGCGGGCCUUCCUUCAAGAAGCAAGCGGACGCGAGCGACACGGAACCCAGCAAGCCCGACAAGAGAAACUCGGGGGAAAACGCGGUUCCCAGCGCUGGCAAUAGAUUGGCAGCGAGUGCGGCGCUUGCCUCAACUGCGGCGGAGCAAGGCGAGCGACGAGUGGCGCAGCAGCAGGGCAGUGCAAGCCCCGCGCGCAAUGAUGGUGCGGUGGCCUCGCAGCUGACUCCACGUCAGCUGACGACGGAUGCUGCGGCGAUGCCGGUCCAAGGAACCGCCAGCGGUGACGCCGGCGCGACGAUCCCCAUAGAUGCAGCUCUUGCGCCGGAGCGGGCGACGCUGCUCCUGCCCGCCGGACGGACGUUCCUGGGCCCUCGAUCGCAGAUCGACGGGCUGCUGCAGUUUGAGCCGAAUGCUGCGAAACGAACUGGUCGUGGCGCCAUGAUGGUGAUCACACGGGUGGACGGGUUGACUGUCGCGGGCGCCGGCAGGAUUGACGGCGGAGGUGACCUGCUGUGGCGGCGACCGGCGAAUAGCCGGCCGCACCUGCUGCUGCUGGCGGAAAUGCGGCGAGUGGUGGUGACGGGAAUCACACUGAGCAACGCGCCCAUGAUGCAUCUGGUGCUGCGAUCGUGCGUAGGCGCUGCGGUGAGUGGUAUCGCGACGCGCAGCCCUGGCUCCAGCCCCAACACGGACAGCAUCCACGUGUCAGCGUGCAGCAACGUCAGCAUCAGCGACUCAUGGUUGCACGGAGGCGAUGACGACGUGUCAAUCGUGGCGGGGUCGUCGGGCAUCAGCAUCAACAACGUGAUGUGUACCGCCGGCCACGGCAUCAGCAUCGGGAGUCUGGGCUACGGUGGCAAGACUGCAUGCGUGUCCAACGUGACAGUAACCAACUCGGUGCUGUCAGGGCUCUCCAACGGGGUGCGCAUCAAGACGUACCAGGGCGGCAGUGGCUCCGUGUUCAACGUGCGGUAUGAGAACAUCACCAUGCUCAACGUCGACCGCCCCAUUGUCAUCGACCAGGAAGGUCAUGUGCCUCGUAAUACCAUCAUGUCCGUUGCUCUGAUUGACUGCAUCACUUCGUUGUUCCUGCCCGCUUUGCGCUGUGAUAACCCACGCUUGGAUCCCAUGCCAUCGCCCCCUCAUCCGCCCCUCCUGCUCUGUCUCUCAUGCUUGCCCUCUUCACCCUCCCCUUUCCAACCCCCCACCCCCCUUCCUCAGUACUACUGUGACGCAGAGCCAUGCGGGUCGGGUGUGCAGGCACUUUCCAUCUUCAACAUCACGUACACGAACGUCACCGCCACGGCCGAUGCCACCAAGGGCCGGGGCAUCAUUCGCGGCAUCGACCUGGCAUGCAGCCGCAUCGUGCCAUGCACCGGCAUCUCGCUUUCCCAAGUGCGCAUAGCGGGGAGCACACGAGGAAGAGGGGCUGUGGGCAACAGAAGGGUGCAGCAGUCGUUGAUGGAGUCUUCGUCCCUUUCGAGCUUUGAUCCCGCAUCCCAAACCGCCAUGCGCCUCUCCAACGCCUUUGGCGCCAGGGAUGGCCGCGCGUUCCCGCUGGUGGAUCGCGGUGCAGCAGCGAAUCUGGAUUCUGCUGCUGUGGACGAGGACGCGACAGUGGCGGAUGCUCUGGUUUCCGCGGAGCAAAGAUUAGCGCUGGCAGCCCAGAGACUCAAGUGCGGGGGACGCGCGGGUGCCUCGCUGAUCACAGGGAGCAUGGAUGCAGCUAGCCAAAUUGGACCACCAGUGGAUGCAGUGAACUUGUUGGCGGGUGUGGAGGAGAAAGCGUCCGCAUAA
Messenger RNA from Closterium sp. NIES-65, 2808 nucleotides. NCBI's taxonomy places the organism in Eukaryota, Viridiplantae, Streptophyta, Zygnematophyceae, Desmidiales, Closteriaceae. The record is from the annotation of a GenBank genome assembly.